UAAUGUACGUAAAACCAAUAUCCUCUCUAACUCACAUUGGCAGAUAUUAUGUCCGCAUCAUAAAGGACUUAUCAGUAGUCAAAUAAAUCCCAGCUGGAUCAACAGUACUUGUAGGUGGUUUUGGAUUAUGCGGUAUUCCAGAAUGCAGCAUCAAUGCUUUAAAGGAAGCAGGCACAAAGAAUCUCACUGUAGUCAGCAAUAAUUGUGGCACUACAGAUCUUGGAUUAGGAUUACUUUUAAAUAAUGGAUAAUUAAAGAGAGUGAUAGCCUCAUAUGCUGGAGAAAAUCAUAAUUUAGCUAAGUAACACUAUAAUACAAUCAUUUAUAGAUAGUACUUUGAUGGAACUUUAGAAUUAGAAUUAGUACCUUAAGGCACAUUAGCUGAAAAAUUAAGAGCUGCUGGUGCUGGUAUUCCUGCAUUUUAUACACACACUGGAACAGAUACUGUUGUAGAGAAAGGAGGAAUUCCCAUCAAAUAUAAAAAGGGUGGAGACACAGUUGAAAUUGAAUCUAAACCAAAACCUGUAAUAUCUUUUUGUUUAACUGUUUUAGGUUGAAUAUUUCAAUGGAAAGAAGUAUAUUAGAGAAGAUUCUAUUUGGGGAGACUAUGCUUUAAUUAAGGCUAAUAUGGCUGAUACCAAUGGUAAUCUUAGAUUUGUGGGAACAGCCAGAAAUUUCAAUUAAGACAUGGUCAAAGCUGCUAAAGUUGUUAUUGCUGAAGUCGAUUCCAUAGUACCAGUUGGAAGCUUUGGAUUUGAUUAAGCACACGUCAAUGGAAUAUAUGUUGAUUAUCUCUACUAAGGCAAUAAUUAUCUUAAGACAGUUGAAAGACUUGUGUAUGAUUAAAGUGUGUAUGAUAAGAAUAAAGGUAUUAUAGACAUACUAUUUUUUAGAUAUCAAGCCAUAAGGAAAAUAAAAUGCAAUAAGAAAUAGAAUAGCAAAGAGAGCAGCCUAAGAAUUUUAAGAUGGUAUGUAUGUGAAUUUGGGUAUUGGAAUCCCAACUCUCAUACCAGCAUUUCUUGAUAAAAGCAUGACAAUUCAUUUUCAUACAGAAAUAGGUGCAAUUGGAGUUGGUCCAUAUCCUAAAUUAGGCCAAGAAUUAGGUGAUCUUUAAAAUGCAGGAAAAGAAUCAUGCACUUUGAAUUCUGGUGCCACUACUUUUGAAAGCAGUGAAUCAUUUGGAAUAAUCAGAGGAGGACAUUUAGAUAUGACAGUAUUAGGAGCUAUGCAAAUAACAAAAUAAGGAGAUAUUGCUAAUUGGGUUAUUCCAGGAAAGAUGGUGAAAGGAAUGGGAGGUGCAAUGGAUUUAGUUGCUUCUGGAUCUAAAGUACUGGUUGUUAUGGAACAUACUGCUAAAGGAGAAGUCAAAUUUGUUAAUCAAUUAUAAUAUCCAGCAACAGGUAUGAACAAAGUUAGUCAAGUUAUUACAGGUAUUAAAUUUAAUAAUUCUGUUAGACAAGGCUGUAUUUGUUAAGAGAGAUGGACAAUUGGUUUUGACAGAAAUCUCUAGCGACACUACUCUUGAAUGGGUCAGAGCCAAUACAGGAUUUGAAUUAACAGUAGCUGACGAUCUAAAAACAUUCUAAGUUUGAU
Messenger RNA from Paramecium pentaurelia, 1593 nucleotides. NCBI's taxonomy places the organism in Eukaryota, Ciliophora, Oligohymenophorea, Peniculida, Parameciidae. The record is from the annotation of a GenBank genome assembly.